Molecule: messenger RNA, 1002 nt
Organism: Merops nubicus (carmine bee-eater)
Lineage: Eukaryota; Metazoa; Chordata; Aves; Coraciiformes; Meropidae
Gene: TIA1
Product: TIA1 cytotoxic granule-associated RNA binding protein
Exons: 11
Molecular function (GO): mRNA binding
Source: RefSeq, a predicted model, not a curated record
GUACGUGGGGAACCUGUCAAGAGAUGUGACUGAAGCUCUGAUCCUCCAGCUGUUCAGCCAGAUCGGACCCUGCAAAAACUGCAAAAUGAUCAUGGAUACAGCUGGAAACGACCCCUAUUGUUUUGUGGAGUUCUACGAGCACCGGCACGCGGCCGCAGCGCUGGCUGCCAUGAAUGGCAGGAAGAUAAUGGGUAAGGAGGUCAAAGUGAACUGGGCGACGACCCCCAGCAGCCAGAAGAAAGACACCAGCAGCAGUACCGUUGCCAACACACAGCGUUCACAAGACCAUUUCCAUGUCUUUGUUGGAGACCUCAGCCCAGAAAUCACAACUGAAGAUAUAAAAGCAGCUUUCGCCCCGUUCGGCAGAAUAUCAGAUGCCCGUGUGGUUAAGGACAUGACAACAGGGAAAUCCAAAGGCUACGGCUUCGUUUCCUUCUUCAAUAAAUGGGACGCAGAGAACGCCAUUCAGCAGAUGGGUGGGCAGUGGCUCGGCGGACGGCAGAUCAGAACCAACUGGGCAACGAGGAAACCUCCAGCUCCAAAGAGCACGUAUGAAUCAAACACCAAACAACUCUCUUACGAUGACGUGAUCAAUCAGUCCAGCCCCAGCAACUGCACGGUGUACUGUGGAGGGGUGACUUCAGGGCUGACAGAGCAGCUCAUGCGACAGACCUUCUCUCCCUUCGGGCAGAUCCUGGAGAUCCGAGUCUUCCCAGACAAGGGCUACUCCUUCGUACGGUUCAGUUCCCACGAGAGCGCCGCACACGCCAUCGUGUCUGUCAACGGGACCACUAUUGAGGGGCACGUGGUGAAGUGCUACUGGGGCAAGGAGACACCAGACAUGAUCAGUCCUGUCCAGCAGGAAAAAAAACUCGGGCCCCCGCCGGCCUACGGGCAGUGGGGCCAGUGGUAUGGCAACCAGCUGGGCCAGUACGUGCCCAACGGCUGGCAGGUCCCUGCCUACGGCAUGUACGGACAGGCCUGGAACCAGCAGGGCUUCAA